Messenger RNA from Phytophthora nicotianae INRA-310, 150 nucleotides. RefSeq lists its product as hypothetical. Lineage: Eukaryota; Oomycota; Peronosporomycetes; Peronosporales; Peronosporaceae. The transcript has a single exon. The annotation marks the transcript as partial. The record is from RefSeq and is a predicted model, not a curated record.
AUGAGCGUCGCGCCAACAAUUGAUAAAAAAGAAGGUGCCGUCGUGGAAGACGCGCUUCAUGCCUUCAGCCCGGAAGCCAUGCAACUUGUCAGGAGCAUCAUGUUUGCUUUGCCAGACUUCAACGCUGAGCUGUUGGAGCAACCUCGCGAG